AAGCCAUCUAUACCGACAUGAGUGUCCAGUUUAUCAAAAAACUACUGAAUCUCAAGAAGAUUCCCAUAAAGAAGGAGAACAAUGUGUAUCCUAAAAGCAAGGACUUCUUUAAACUGCCAGUGAUGUUUUACCACACCAUUGGCCUACAUCCCUACGAGUCCUCGAAACCUGAAGAUAAGCCCGGAAUUAUGUUCCACAUUUACUUCCUCUGUCACAUGAUCAACUUGGUGUUUGUGGUGAUCAUGGAGAUACUGUUUGUAAUUAUAUCCUUUCGGAACAAAGAGAAUUUUCUGGUCUCUUGCAUACAGAUGGGUUGCAUAGCGUUCGUAUUCGCGGCCCUUGGCAAGGUCGUUUCCCUAAUAUUUCUGAAAAAAAAUAUGUCGAACCUGGUAGAGGAGCUAGAAACCAUGUUUCCACGACCUCGACAAGAGGAGCAAGAGCAGUAUGAAGUAAACAAAUAUCUAAAAACCAGCAACCUGUAUAAUAAGUCAUUCGGAAUCAUCUACGUAGUUUUGGUGGCAAUCAACAGCAUGUUUGAACUCAUCGAGUACAUCAUCUUAAGGAUGAUGAACUCGCCGAAUGCGGAGCCAUCGAUGCCAUACGUUGAGUUGGCUCCCUGGGACUAUCAAGAAGGAUGGAAAUUUUACCUGACCUAUGUGUCGCAGGCGAUUGCGGGCUAUACGGCAACCUGUGGUCACAUCUCAGCAGAUCUAAUGAUCUUCGCCGCCACCAUGCAGGCCAUUAUGCACUUUGACCGUUUGUCCCGGGCUCUCAAGGAAAUGCAGGUGCGAAAGGGUUCAGGUUCCAAAGGAGGAGCUGAGGAAAACCUGAGGGAACUUCAGACUUUGAUCGCCUAUCAUAACAAAAUUCUUGGACUCACAGACGUGAUAAACGUGGUGUUCGGCAUUCCACUACUGAUGAAUUUCGUGGCCUGUUCAAUGCUCGUCUGUUUUGCGGGAUUGCAGAUGACCGUUGGCAUUACUUCUGGGUACUUUGGAAAGCUUUUGGUGACACUUGUAUCGCCUACGGUGGAGAUAUACCUUCUUUGUUCCAUUAGCCAAAUGUUGAUCGAUGCGAGCAAAGGAGUUUCCUUUGCUGUCUACGACAUGAAUUGGCCGGAAGCCGACUCGCGUUUUCGAAAGAUGCUUAUUUUUGUGGCCAAGAGGGCUCAGAAACCGGUAUGCCUAAAAGCCACUAUAUUUCUGGAUCUCUCCAUUGAAACCAUGAGCAUGUUUUUGGGGAUGACCUACAAGUUUUUCUGCGCUAUAAAAACAGUGUGUCAAUAAUGAUAGUAAAUGUUGGAAAAUAAAUUUAU
This is a messenger RNA of Drosophila suzukii, 1315 nucleotides long. RefSeq names its product odorant receptor 67a-like. The record is from RefSeq and is a predicted model, not a curated record. Gene Ontology annotation, biological process: sensory perception of smell; detection of chemical stimulus involved in sensory perception of smell. Lineage: Eukaryota; Metazoa; Arthropoda; Insecta; Diptera; Drosophilidae. Gene Ontology annotation, cellular component: plasma membrane. Gene Ontology annotation, molecular function: odorant binding; olfactory receptor activity.